Molecule: messenger RNA, 347 nt
Organism: Triticum dicoccoides
Lineage: Eukaryota; Viridiplantae; Streptophyta; Magnoliopsida; Poales; Poaceae
Product: peptide chain release factor APG3, chloroplastic-like
Exons: 3
Source: RefSeq, a predicted model, not a curated record
UCUCCACCUUGUUCUAUCCUGAACUCGCCAUCACCACCUCUCGUCCUCUUCCUCGGCCGAAAAGAAAGAUGGAGGCCUUCCUCGCCGGCUUCCGGGCGCCGCCUCGAGCUUCCGCCGUACCCACCGCCCGGAGCCCGCCUCCCAGCCCCUUUUUUCUCGGCACACGGCGCAGUAAGCCCUCCUCCUCCGCCUCCGUGGUCUGCAUGGCGGAGCCACAUCUCAUAUCAAAGUUGGAUUCUACAGAGAAGGCAUGGAAAGAAAUGUCGAUUAGAUUGGGUGACCCUGACAUUGUCUCAGAUCCAAGCGAAUACCAAAAACUUGCACAGUCUGUUUCCGAUCUGGGAGAG